Nicotiana attenuata is the source of this 2034-nucleotide messenger RNA. RefSeq names its product peroxisomal membrane protein PEX14-like. The record is from RefSeq and is a predicted model, not a curated record. Gene Ontology annotation, biological process: protein import into peroxisome matrix, docking. Lineage: Eukaryota; Viridiplantae; Streptophyta; Magnoliopsida; Solanales; Solanaceae. Gene Ontology annotation, molecular function: signaling receptor binding. Bases 131 to 1705 code for a protein of 524 amino acids. Gene Ontology annotation, cellular component: peroxisomal membrane; peroxisomal importomer complex. The transcript has 13 exons.
UAUGAAUCAAUAAUUAGGCACACAGAAAAAAGGUAGUAAUAUUUGCUUCUUGAGAUGAGCAAAAACCACUUGUGUGUUCUGACAUCCUAUCAUCAUCAUCAAUAAUCAUAGUUCACAGUAGUUGGUUAACAUGGCGUCUCAAUCAGACGAGAAUAACCAGAAUCCAGCAACGGCUUCACAACCAACAGCUGAAGAUCAUCAAGAUUCCAAGCCUGAGGCUACAAAUGGGAGCUCUCCGACUUCUGUGUUUGUAAACUCCGAACCAAUUCGGGAGGAUCAAGUCCAAAAUGCUAUGAAGUUUCUUUCACAUCCAAAAGUUAGGGGAUCUCCAGUCAUGUAUAGGCGUUCUUUUCUCGAGAGAAAGGGUCUCACGAAGGAGGAAAUAGAUGAAGCCUUUCGUCGAGUUCCUGAUCCUACCCCAACUGUUACUAGCACGCAGCCAGUUGCUGCAAAUGAAGAUGGGAAGCUGAAGCCUUCAUCAACUAGUCCACCACAGCCUGCAUUACAAAAUAUGCAGCCUGCAUCAGCUACACCGAGCAAUAGCAUGGCAAAAAUGGGGUAUCUCUCUCAUUUCCAUUGGGCUCAUGCAGUUAUUGCUGUAGGUUUACUUGCUGCUUCAGGAGCUGGAACAGCCGUACUCUUCAAGAAAUCUAUUAUUCCCCGAUUGAAGUCAUGGAUACGCAAGGUUGUUAUGGAUGAAGAAGAUGAAAAAGAUAUUGUGAAGGGAAAACCAAGUUUAGCAGAAGAAGCUGCUGUUGCUGCGAAAGCUGCUGCAGCCGCUGCUGCUGAUGUAGCCCGAGCAAGCCAGGAGAUGUUGGCAUCAAAAUCCGAAGAGAAAAGGUAUUUUGAGGAGCUGACAAGUCUGUUAAACUACCAAGUACGUGAGAUGAAAUCAAUGACAAGUGCUAUAGCGAAACUGGAAGGGCAAGGUAAUACUUCUGGAAGAAUACCAAUUACAGAACUAGAUGAUCGCAGAAUUUCAGUUACUCAAUCUAGGCAAUCUUAUUUAAAUGGAAAAGUGGAUGGUGAUGCACGUUCAGCGAGAUCUUUGUCGCCACCUGCAUCUGUGGAACCAUCUGUUGCACCCCAUCCCAAGUCUUAUAUGGAGAUAAUGGCUAUGGUUCAAAGAGGAGAGAAGCCUUCCAACAUCCGGGAUAUAAAUGAUCAGCCACCAAAUCCUAACCAGCCCGUACCUGAUCCUCGUGUUGCUCCAAAGCCUAAGCCUUGGGAAGUUGGCCAGAUUCAAAGUAAUUCAACUAAUUUGCUUCAAUCUCAAGGGAGUGGCGAUGGCUUGAAUUAUGGUUACCAAGACAAUCUGACUAAUGGAGACAGUUCAGCAGCUUGGUGGCAGCGCAGGAAUGCCAGGAUAACUGAAAUCGAAACUGAAGGUGAACAAAACUUUGGAUCUCCAGCUGCACCAGUCCAGGAACGACCAAUUCAGAGAUCCUGGGUUCCUCCCCAGCCUCCUCCAGUAGCAAUGGCAGAAGCAGCUGCAGCCAUUCGCCAACCUAAAAAGUCUGUGUUUCAGAAUGAACAAUUGACUGAUGAUCAGUUGAUGGCUCGUUCAUCAGAGAUAACGGAUGAGUUGCAGAGGGUAACAAGAAUCUCCGAAUCUGGUGGUGCCCCUGAAGCUAAUGGCUCGAGUUCUGCUCUGCAGAUAAGUGAGACACCAAUUGGAGAAGGCGAUCAAGUUUUGAGCAGCUGAAAGAUCAUUUGUUUUUCUUGAUAUAAAGGCUGGGUAUUUUGUAUCGAGGUUUUCCAUGAGGUUCAUCCCGAUCUUGCAGCUACAUGUUCUUGAUGAACUCAAGCCUCCGAUUCGUGCUUACCCUAAAAGAAAUCUACAGUUACAUUUAAGAACUUUCUGAUAUGUGAAAAGAUCAUCUAAAUGUAGCAAAAGCCAUUAUGUUUCUUCUUGGUGGUCUAUUGAUACACUAAAAUAGCUGCCUAACUUAUGUACUAAAAGAUAAGUUAUAUAAGUUCUACAGAUUUGAAUGAAGAUCAAAUAACGAGAAUAAAUGAUUUCUCUUCAGUCUG